AUGCGACUCGCUGUCGCUUUCAUCUGUGCCCUCUUUGCAUGGAACAGCGCAGCAACAUCCAACGUUACCAUUGACGAUGCAUUUGGUAACCCAAAUACUGGAGGCCACAUUUUAUAUUUUCCUUCUACAUCUUGGCAACGCGGAGAUGGCUGCACAACAUGUGCAGCAAAGCCACCUGCGGGCACCGGUGCAUACAGGGGAACGUGGCAUGAAGCGUUGUUUGAACCUGCGAAUACGUCUACGCCGAACAGUAACAACGGAAAAAUAAUUAGCGCUUCAGCGACCUUUACAGGAACCGCUGUGUAUGUGAACUGUAUACUGACUGGUUCGACUGCCAAUCCCAAUGGCAACACGGACCUAACGUUUUUCCUCGACGGCAACCAAGCCGGUACUUUCCGACAAAAUCCAAAUGGCGACACAACAUACAGACUACAAACUGUCUUUGCUGCAGCCGGCCUUUCGGACGCGCAACACACUAUACGACUUGAGACCGGUAAUGCUGGACAGGAAGCGCUUGUCCUUUUGGAUUCGAUUAUAUACACGUCGCAGGAUGAUUCAGUAGAAACCACCACUAUUUCGGGAUGGACGAGAGGUGUAAAUAUCCCUCCGAGUAUUUCACCUCCGGCCGAGACCGUCACCGGUAGUUCCAAUUCCGGUGGAUCAGGCUCCAAGACAAAUGUGGGAGUGAUCGUCGGGCCCAUCUUUGCAGUGAUAACCAUCGGCGUCCUUGUCAGCAUUUGGAUUUGUCUGCGGAAACGACCUCGAAGUCGAAUACUAGUAUCUGAACCCCCCUCAAGUUGCCGACAGUCGAUAUGCACAUCCAAUACGCAAUAUCCUAGAUCACAUAAUCCCUCAAGUUACGAGCAGUCAUCAUACACGUCCUACCUACAGUAUCCUAAAUCAUAUACGGAAGGUGGGACGUACUCGGAGGUCUCGGGGUAUGGCACCUAUUCUGCGGUAUCGUACAUCACUCCCAAUCCUAAUUCGUCUGUCGCUGCGGAAGUACGAGGGCCUACGAGAGCGCCCGUCCCACAGCCAGCACCGUCCUGGGCACACCCUCAUACCAUGAUUUUGCAAGAACCCAGAAGAGCCGUUCCUGCUCGCCAUAUUCCACGCUCGUGUCAGAGUGAUAUCGUUUGA
Messenger RNA from Fomitiporia mediterranea MF3/22, 1140 nucleotides. RefSeq lists its product as uncharacterized. Lineage: Eukaryota; Fungi; Basidiomycota; Agaricomycetes; Hymenochaetales; Hymenochaetaceae. The record is from RefSeq and is a predicted model, not a curated record. Bases 1 to 1140 code for a protein of 379 amino acids. The transcript is spliced from 3 exons.